Molecule: messenger RNA, 2893 nt
Organism: Ictalurus furcatus (blue catfish)
Lineage: Eukaryota; Metazoa; Chordata; Actinopteri; Siluriformes; Ictaluridae
Gene: sox2
Product: SRY-box transcription factor 2
Exons: 1
Coding region: 851-1849 (332 amino acids)
Biological process (GO): anatomical structure morphogenesis; regulation of DNA-templated transcription; cell differentiation
Molecular function (GO): DNA-binding transcription factor activity, RNA polymerase II-specific; RNA polymerase II cis-regulatory region sequence-specific DNA binding
Source: RefSeq, a predicted model, not a curated record
AAGAAAAUCCAUGCACUACAAAUACAAAACUGAGAUAACGGAAUGAUAAAAUAGAUAACAGUCCAUAUUACAACAUUAAUGAUAUAUAGGCCUAUGAUGUUACAUGCAAUGCAGGGAUUUCCCGAAGCGAUAGUAUUUUAGACUGUUGGUGAUUAAGAUUAACUUGCAAAUUUCUUGUUAGAUGCCUUCUUUUAAAAAAGUUUGUGAUUAGUCUCAUAAAUCAUAAAUAAGCAUUUUACUUAAAACUUUGCUACACGUAGAAUAAAAUGUCUAAAAGUUCGCUUUUGUAAAAAACAACUGGACAACAGUUGUAGUAAAAGAGACCCCUAAAAUAUCAAACCUGUUAACAUACAAUGUCCUGGCAUAAACCAAGGUUCAUGUCGUCAUAAUUCCAAGUUUUCGGCAGAUUUUCACUAAAAUCUUUGCCAUGAUUAAACUCUGUGGUGAGUUAGUGCUGUGUAUGCCUUACUGCCGAGCAGCAGAGUAGCCCCGCCCCUUUAUGCUAAUCAAACCCACCCAGGCGCGUUGUGAUUGGCCAGGUGGAAACCCAUUUAUAUUCGCUGUGACAGUCGCUCCAUGAAUGGUUGUCUAUUAACUUGUUCAAAAAGUAUCAGGAGUUGUCAAGGCUUCUGGUGUCGGAAGAGGGGAAAACGGAGGAGUUUUGAUUUCUUUAAGACUCAGAAAGAAGUUUUGUGAGCGCGAGAGGACUUUUUACUGGGGCAAAAGAGAAAGAAGAGAGUGAUUUUUUUUUACUCCGAAAGAGGUUGGAACUUUGUAUUUUUUGUUUUUGUUUUAUUUUUACUUUCGUUUGGUCGGUCGAGGAAGAGUUUUCCCCACACCGGCGUUUUAAAUGUACAACAUGAUGGAGACCGAGUUGAAACCCAAUCCCGGGGGUAAUAACACCGGCACCGGGAACACCGGAGGCGGCACACCAGGGCAGAAGAACAGUCCGGAGCGCGUAAAGAGGCCCAUGAACGCGUUCAUGGUGUGGUCCCGCGGUCAACGGCGGAAAAUGGCGCAAGAGAACCCGAAGAUGCACAACUCGGAGAUCAGUAAGAGGCUGGGCGCUGAGUGGAAGCUGCUGUCCGAGUCUGAGAAGCGGCCGUUCAUCGACGAGGCCAAGCGGCUGCGCGCACUGCACAUGAAGGAGCACCCGGACUACAAGUACCGACCGCGGCGGAAGACCAAGACUCUCAUGAAGAAGGACAAGUACGCGCUGCCCGGCGGGCUCCUGGCACCGGGCGGCGGUGGCGGCGGAAACCUAGGUGGUAACGGCAUGAGCGCCGGCGUGGGCUCGGGCCUCGGCGGCCUCGGCGUCAACCUCGGGGUCAAUCAGAGGAUGGACGCGUACGCGCACAUGAACGGCUGCUGGAGCAACGGAGGCUACGGCAUGAUGCAGGAGCAACUGGGCUACGCGGCGGCGGCGAGUCCCAUGCAGCAGCAGCAGCAGCAGCACCACGUCCACCGCUAUGACAUGAGCGCGCUGCAGCCGUACGGCUCCAUGACGAGCGCGCAGACCUACAUGAAUGGCUCACCCACAUACAGCAUGUCGUCUUACCCGCAGCUCAGCUCCAUGGGCUCGGCUGUGAAAUCCGAGGCCAGCUCGAGUCCACCCGCCGUCACGUCCGCGUCGCACGUCAGAGCCGCCGCAGCACCCGCACCUGCACACGCACCGCCGCCGCCCUCGUGCCAAACCGGGGACCUGCGGGACAUGAUCAGCAUGUAUCUGCCCGGGGCGGAAGUGGCCGAGCAGACGGGCCAGAGCAGACUGCACCUGUCGCAGCACUACCAGAGUGCACCUGUGCACGCAACUACGAUUAACGGCACCAUCCCGUUAUCGCACAUGUAAAUGAACUACUUUUUUUUUUCUUUUUUUUUUCUAUCACACUGGACUCCUCUAGACUGGACUAUAUUAAUUUUAUUUUAUUAUUAUUAUUUUUUUUGUACAGAAAUUUUUUUCUUGGUGAGGGAAACUUGUAAAGGACUCAAGGAAAAAAGAACACAAGCCUUUCUUUCUUUCGUUCUUUCUUUCGUUCUUUCUUACUUUCUUUCUUCCUUUCUUUCUUUCUUCCUUUCUUUCUUCCUUUCUAUUUAAAGAAGAAACGGUAGGAACACCAAGCAAGUGUUUUUUAAUUUUAAUUUUUAUUUUGUUUUAUUAAAAUCUAUGAGUUUUUUUUGGAAAUGAAAAAUGGGAAGUGUGUGCGUGGGUUCGGGGGAAAGGGAUAAUAAUCAAUCAAAUGUUUUAUUAUUGCAAUCAACUUUUGUACAGUAUUUAUCAAAGAAACAUAACAAUCAGUUGUAAUGUUUGUAUAAACUACAGUAAAGAAGUUUUUUAUUAAGAAAGAUAAUGACAGAAUUGACACUUAUCAUGCUCCAAACUGUGCAAAAAAAGAAGACAAAACAAAGUUGAAGUAAAGAGCAGGUCAAAAUGUUUCACUUUGAGGGUUAAAUAUUACUAAACCAUUUUAAUUUAGUUUCAGAUGAUAAGCGCGUUAAUUUAUAUCCUUUUGUUUAAUCUCCAACCCUCCAUCUGUUAGAGCUAUCAAGUUUGUGUUCUUUAUUUUCUCAUGGUUUUGUACAUUUUCUGUAUAUUUUACUGUGAGUUUUUAUUUUUAAAAAAUAUUUUCCGUAGUUGUAUUUUAAAGAAUUGUGGCCUGUAGGCAAAUGCCAAACACGCGACAUGUACAUAUCUGAACUAAUAGCGACAUAACAGUUACAAUUUCAGCUGAGUUUUUUUUUUCAAUAUGCAGUUUGAAAUGAAUAAAUUUUUGAAAUUUGGAUAUUUGAAAUUGUUUCGGGUUUUGAUUUGAUUUCUCCUUUAAGUUGUCAUGUUUGGUUUUCUCAUCUACUGUCCAUUAUACACUUAAACUUACUAUUAAUUCUUGACAGUCAU